Messenger RNA from Polistes canadensis, 2889 nucleotides. Its product is annotated as zinc finger protein 2 homolog. Gene Ontology annotation, biological process: negative regulation of DNA-templated transcription. Gene Ontology annotation, cellular component: nucleus. Gene Ontology annotation, molecular function: zinc ion binding; RNA polymerase II transcription regulatory region sequence-specific DNA binding; DNA-binding transcription factor activity. The record is from RefSeq and is a predicted model, not a curated record. Lineage: Eukaryota; Metazoa; Arthropoda; Insecta; Hymenoptera; Vespidae. Bases 300 to 2540 code for a protein of 746 amino acids. The transcript has 11 exons.
GCUUCAGUUUCUUAGGACAAUAUGGCGGUUAUGCUUCUUAUGAUCAGUGUAGAAGGCAUUUGACGUAGUAUCGUCGAAUUUCUAGAUUCAUAGUUAUUGCAGGACGCUUCGCAUUAAGAAAAAUCCAUUAGAAUAUUAAAAAAGUGUUUAAAAAUAACGUUAGGAUUUCAAUAUGGAUCUUCUUCGCACCCUGACCACCAUGAAGAAGAAAUAAAUGGUGUUGGCAUUAAGAACUCUGCGUUAUUGUGUUCGCUACCAAUCGUUUGGAACGAGAAACGAAAAUUUCAAUUACAAGAAAGAUGACGGCUGAUUAUGAAAAGGAUAUUACCCAUUGCUUAAUCUGCAAUAAUAAAGUUGGGGUUUCAACCAGAAGCAGUAUACGUAUAUUCAAUGAAACUUCUGUUACUACUUCCGAAAAGCCCCUUGUUGAUACUAUUUGUACAGUUUUAGAAGUAAAUAUUAAUGAAGAAACAGCGCAUUCAUUGGUUAUCUGUAAAAAAUGUUAUAAAUUAUUUAAUGAGAUCGAUGAAUUAGAAAAUAGACUAUUAGAGAUAAAGCAAGAAUUAUUUAAUAAUUAUCAAAAAACAAUUACUAAAAUAACAGACUUAUCAAAAAAUGAUGAAGAAUAUAAUGAUCAUGAUUAUAUAAAUAAUCUAGAAGGUGAAACUAUGGAAGUUGAAUUAAAAGACGAUGAAAUUUCUAAUCCAUUAAAUUACAAAGAAAAUGAAAGGGAUUUUGAAGUAGUCGAAGAGAUAAUGGAAGAAAGUAAUGAAAUGGAAGAAUCUGAUAACAUAUUUGUUGGUGUAGAAGCCAUACUUGAUGCGAACAAUGAACAAGAACAGAAAAGCUUAAAAAAAUCUAAAUCUGAUGGAAAAGACGAAACUCCUCAGGAGCAGUUGGUCAUUAGAGAAGGGGUUCUUUAUACUUGCUUACUAUGUUCAGACGAGGAAGAAAAAGUAGUAGCUGAUUCAAAAACUAUUGUAAUGCAUAUGAGAAAUACCCAUGAAACACGUUUAUAUAUUUGCGAUGUAUGUGGAGAUGACUUUAGAAAAAGAAAUCUACUAUCCCUUCACCUAGAUGAACACGUUGCAAAGGAGGAAGGUGAUUUUCAAUGUGAAGUAUGUAACAGAAUCUUUGGUAAUUUACGAUUAUUUAGAAUCCACAAGAGAAUUCAUUAUCCGCAAGUAAAAUCGUGGUCUUGCGAAACUUGUGGUAAAAAAUACAGCUCCAGAAAUCUUUUGGAAGAGCAUAUUAAUACACAUACUGGAGCGCGCCCACAUGUUUGUGAAACUUGUAACAAAAAUUUUGCAUCCAAGUAUACGUACAAAGCUCACAUUAAAACACAUCAGAUAAGACCACGGCCAUUUAGGUGCUCGCAAUGUAAUAAAACAUUUUUGAGCCAACAAAAUCUGAAUCAACACGAAAGAACUCACAAUGGCAUUAAAGAGCAUGUUUGUGUUCAAUGUGGUAAGGCAUUUGGUUCGCCGCAUAACUUAGAAGUACAUAAUAUUGUUCAUACCGGAUAUAAACCAUAUAUAUGCAGAGAAUGUGGGAAGGCAUUUGCUAGGAAAGCAGAAAUAAGAGAUCAUGAACGCACUCAUACAGGAGAGAAGCCUUAUCAAUGUGAAUUUUGUGGAGCUACUUUUAGUCAAAGAUCUAAUCUGCAAUCUCAUAAACGUGCUACGCAUUACAAUGACAAAAGAUACAAAUGCAGCGAUUGCGAUAAAGGAUUUAAAAGAAGAAGACUUCUUGAUUAUCACAUAAAAGCAGCUCAUACAGGUGAAAGACCAUAUAAAUGCAAUGUGUGCACAGCAACUUUUGUUUAUCCUGAACAUUUCAAGAAACAUAUGCGCAUUCAUACUGGCGAAAAACCAUAUUUAUGUGAAGUAUGUGGAAAAGCAUUCAAUAGUAGAGAUAAUAGAAACGCACAUAGAUUCAUACAUAGUGACAAAAAGCCUUAUGAAUGUUUAGUUUGCGGUACAGGCUUUAUGAGAAAGCCUUUGUUGUAUGCUCAUAUGCAAGCUCAGGGACAUUUAAACGAUACAAUUGUUGUUAAUCAACCACGUUUAACCACGGAAGAUGAUCAAAUAAUAACAAUUCCAGAAAAUAAUGCAGAAUUGUUAAUGGAUGACUGUGCAAAUAAUCAGUUGGAAGAAACUGCGUUAUAUGUCACUGAAUUAAAAGACCACGUUAUCAUACAACAUCAGGAUGAUAAUCAAAUAUAUAAUGAAGAAACUGUUUUAAAUAUACCUGAGGAAGAGAAUGUUGUAGGAGAAGUAGUUGAUCAAAUAACGGUACAUGAACAGAUACACUUUACUGAAAGAGAUUCUAUAGAAGAUAAGAACGAAGAAACAAAUCAAGUUGAAGAAGUAUACACUUACAACGACAGUGAAGAAGGAGAAACAGUUGUUCCCCAUCCUGCUGAAUAUAAAGAAAUUGUGGAAGAUAAAAAACAUUCUGUAAGAUUGGUUCAGAUAAAAUUUCCAUCGUCAGUAUCCGAAGAAGGUAGAAGUUGGCUGAGCUUAGUACAAAAUACAUAAAAAAUUUAUUUAAUUAUUGCUUAGCAUAAUAAUUAACUGAUCAGCAUUAAAUAUGUACUUCUAGGAUUAUAUUGAAUCCGUACAUAAUUUAUAUACUUUUAUCAGAUAAAUGAAUAUCUUUUAUUUUAUACUUAAAUAUAAAAAAUAAUAUUAUAUAGGUAAUCUUAUAAACAUGAUCUACUUCGCUAAUAAUGUAUGGUAAUAAUGUAUUUAUAGAAAUGUGUCUAAUCAAAGACAAUUUCAAUUAGAUUGUAAGUGCAUGGAAUGUGUUAUUUGUUCAACCAUUGAUGAUUUUGUAACACCAAGUAACAAUUGUAUAAGUGAUAAAAAAUACACAAUAUAAGUAAAA